This is a messenger RNA of Parastagonospora nodorum SN15, 2574 nucleotides long. RefSeq lists its product as hypothetical. Gene Ontology annotation, molecular function: RNA binding; ATP binding. The transcript has a single exon. NCBI's taxonomy places the organism in Eukaryota, Fungi, Ascomycota, Dothideomycetes, Pleosporales, Phaeosphaeriaceae. The record is from RefSeq and is a predicted model, not a curated record. Gene Ontology annotation, cellular component: catalytic step 2 spliceosome; intracellular anatomical structure. Gene Ontology annotation, biological process: spliceosomal complex disassembly. Bases 1 to 2574 code for a protein of 857 amino acids.
AUGGACCCCAAGCGCCGCAAGACGGGCGAUGCAGACGUGGGCGAUUUGCGCCUGAGGUCUAGACAAGCAUAUCUGCAAAAGCGCGAAGCGGAACAGUUGGCGCUACUCCGGAAGCAAGUCAUAGAAGAGGCAGAAGAGGAGGAGAGGCUCGGUGACCGGUUAUCCAAACAAGAGCGCGCCGACUUCGCCAGGAAUCGCGAUACGCUUCGACUCGCUGAACAACGAAACGCCAUCGACGAACACUUGGAUGGAUACAUUCUACCCGAUGCCGACUAUACGACCAAGUCCGAAACGCUCGCGCGCAAACACAAGGAAAAGGGCUACGAGAAGUCUGAGGUGCAGCUAUGGGAAGAAGAGCAGACGUCCAAGGUUCGCGCACAGAUCAAGAAGCCAGAACGGGUGUCUGCGGAGGACUACGACUUCGUCUUCGAUACCGAACAAAACAUCAAGUUCGAUGCGCCCGUGAUCGAUCUCGAGAAGCAGCGUUUGCAGGCAAACCUCGACGAGGCAGAAGUCAAAGCCAAGAAUAUCGACGACACACGAAAGAGCCUUCCGAUCUACAAAUACAGGGAGGAAUUCAUACAGGCUGUUUCAGAACACCAGAUCAUAGUCCUGGUCGGUGCUACCGGGUCUGGAAAAACCACACAAUUAACACAGUAUUUAAACGAGUCCGGCUAUGCGAAGAAUAGUCUACGUAUUGGAUGCACACAACCCCGGCGAGUCGCCGCUAUCUCCGUCGCAAACCGCGUGGCAGCUGAAGUUGGCACGAAGAUUGGUCGACGAGUAGGCUACUCGGUCCGUUUCGAAAGCGCCAUGUCGGACGAUACACAGAUAGAGUACAUGACGGACGGUCUAGCGUUACGACUCUGUCUAACAGAUCCCACUUUAUCUGACUACUCGGUCAUGAUUCUCGACGAGGCCCACGAACGGACAUUGGCCACAGACAUUUUGAUGAGCCUGUUGAAGGAGAUAUGUCUUGCGAGACCAGAGUUUCGUUUGAUCAUUGCUUCAGCAACUUUGGCCGCACAGAAGUUCUCUACUUAUUUUCAUGACGCACCCAUAAUGAACAUUCCUGGGCGCACGUUUCCAAUAACGAAGGCACAUUCGACUCAACCGGAAGCCAACUACCUCUCAGCGGCAGUGACCACGGUUUUCCAAAUCCACUUGGGCUCGAAUGGAUCCAUGAACGAUGUCAAAGGUGACAUUUUGAUCUUUUUUACAGGAGAAGAGGAGAUUCUGGCUGCCGCUGAUUAUAUUAACGAUACACAAAAGAAACUCGGUAGUCGAAGCCCUCCAUUGAUUGUAGCUCCAGUGUACGGAGCACUUCCUUCCGAGGCUCAGCAGCUUAUUUUCAACCCGGCGCCACCUGGUAGUCGGAAAGUUGUGCUCGCCACCAACAUUGCUGAGACUUCCUUAACAAUCGAUGGGAUCAGCUACGUCAUCGAUUGCGGUCUCGAGAAACAAAACUCGUUCAAUGCCGCGACUAACAUGGCAUCGCUCGUCACCGUCCCUUGUUCGCGAGCCAGCGCCGAACAGAGAGCAGGUCGUGCUGGACGCACGGGACCUGGCAUGGCCUUUCGGCUAUACACCAAAUAUGCUUUUUAUCAUGAGCUCCCCGAGUCGAGCUUGCCGGAGAUCUUGAGGAUCAGCCUCGAUGGGCCGGUCCUCACGCUAAAGGCCAUGGGCAUACAUGAUGUUCUACACUUUGAUUUCAUGGUACGUAUCUCCUAUCCCGAAGUACAAAUUGGAACGCUUGCUAAUCAUCCCCAGGAUGCGCCUCCAGUGGAAGCUCUUGCAGCUUCACUUGAAACGCUCUAUGCACUAGGAUAUUUGGACAGCAACGGUGCUGUCACCAAAUUAGGCAGGCGAGCCAGCGAACUACCCUUAGAUCCACGACUGGCCAAAGUUCUCUUAACGGCGGACAGCCUUGGUUGUGUCGACGAGAUCGUCACCCUUGUUGCGAUGGUACAAGAAGCCGGCACUCUAUUCUUUGCGCCCAAAGACAAGAAAGUUGCUGCGGAACAUGCGAAAGCCAGGUUUACCUCAUCAGUCGCUGGCACAGGGGGUGAUUUGAUUGCCUUCUUGAAUGUCUGGAAUGAAUUCGUCGAGAACGAUUAUUCUGUGACUUGGUGUCGAGACAAUUUCGUGCAAUACCGAUGUCUUAACCGAGUUCGAGACGUACGCGAUCAGCUGGUGAAACUCUGCGAGCGCGUAGAGAUCUUCGAGUCAUCCUGCGGAGUACAUGAAUACGUCAAGAUCCUGAAGGCCUUCGUAUCCGGAUACUUCGCCAACGUCGCACGGCUCAAUCGUGACGGACAAACGUAUCGGACACUGAAACAGGGCUUGUCAGUCAACAUACAUCCAUCCUCGUGUCUGAGGGACGUACGACCCAAGCUCAUCGUCUUCGCCGAGCUUGUGCUCACGAGCAAAGAAUUCGCCCGCACUUGUGCGCCAAUUGAACCAGCAUGGCUGACGGAAAUGGCGCCGCAUUACCACAAACAAAAGGAAAUUGAUGGACUGGAUGUUGGCAAGAAGAUGGGCAAGGGACAGGGGAAAGUUGGCACUGACCGCUAA